This is a messenger RNA of Ascochyta rabiei, 1449 nucleotides long. RefSeq lists its product as uncharacterized. Bases 1 to 1449 code for a protein of 482 amino acids. Gene Ontology annotation, biological process: pyrimidine nucleotide-sugar transmembrane transport. The transcript is spliced from 3 exons. Lineage: Eukaryota; Fungi; Ascomycota; Dothideomycetes; Pleosporales; Didymellaceae. Gene Ontology annotation, cellular component: intracellular membrane-bounded organelle; Golgi membrane. Gene Ontology annotation, molecular function: pyrimidine nucleotide-sugar transmembrane transporter activity. The record is from RefSeq and is a predicted model, not a curated record.
AUGACCAGCCUCACGCGGCCUUCGGAUCACAGAUCACGGGGCAGCAGUUUGGAGCUGCCUUGCAUUCUGCGCGCGCCCCAGCUUCUCCUCGACACUGCGCCCUCGACUUUGACGUCUGGCCGUGCAUCUGCUCCGACUCCUCCACUCGACUCGCUCGCCAACACCGCCGUUGAUAAGCACUCCAGAGCUCCAGACAGCCCCUCCACACGCGUCAUGGCGGUCCAAGGCAUGGUGCCCAUCCUGGUGGGCAUGAUGCUGCUGACGGGAUGCUGCAACACGCUGUUGACCAAAUACCAAGACAUGCAGUGCGUCGGCAACUGCGACUCCUCCAACCCCAAGAACCGCGACCACUUCGAGCAGCCCGUGCUCCAGACGCUGCAGAUGUUCAUUGGCGAAAUGGGCUGCUGGCUCGUCAUCGGCCUCUUCACCCUUUGGCAGCGCUACGCUGGCGCCCGUGCAGGCUACGAGGCCAUCCCCAAUGCUGAAGGCACGGCAACCCCGGCGAGCGACGAGAGCGGAACCGCCGACAUUGCGAACCCACUCAAGCCCGUGCAUGCGGACGACGAGGGCAGGAUUCCGCUUGAGGGCCGCAGCGUGUUCUUGCUUGCGCUGCCGGCGUGCUGCGACAUUGCGGGCACGACGCUCAUGAACGUCGGACUGCUGUUUGUGGCCGCCAGUAUCUACCAGAUGACGCGUGGCGCGCUGGUGCUAUUUGUUGGGCUGUUCAGUGUCUGGUUCCUCAAGCGCCAUCUCGGACUGUACAAGUGGUUCUCGCUCUUUGUGGUCGUGUUCGGCGUCGCCAUUGUGGGACUGGCCGGUGCGAUCACAAAGGACGACAAGGCGACGCCAGGCCACCAGUCUAUCCACUCUGCCAUGACAAACGUCGCGCCAGCCAAGUCUCAGGCGCUCAUGACAAUCAUCGGUGUGCUGCUCAUUGCUGGCGCGCAGAUCUUCACGGCUACGCAGUUUGUGCUCGAGGAAAGGAUCAUGGAGAAGUACGCCAUGGAGCCCAUCAAGGUUGUGGGCUGGGAGGGCAUCUUCGGCUUUCUUGUCACGACCAUUAUCAUGGUCAUCCUGCACUUCGCUGUGGGCACUGGGUACUUCAACGCGAGGGAGGGCCUAUACCAGAUGACGCACUACAAGGGCAUCGCCGUAUCAUCUCUCCUGAUCAUGAUCAGUAUUGGUGGCUUCAACUUCUUCGGUCUGUCCGUAACCCGCACCGUCUCUGCCACGUCGCGCUCGACCAUCGACACCUGCCGCACGCUCUUCAUCUGGCUCGUGUCGCUCGGCCUUGGCUGGGAAACGUUCAAGUGGCUGCAGGUGCUGGGUUUUGCGUGUUUAGUUUAUGGCAGCUUCCUAUUCUUCGAUAUAAUCCGCCCGCCGUUCAAAUCGUGCGUAGAGAGGAAGCCGGAGCCUCUGCUACCCGAGGACCCCAUUGAGCAUCAUUGA